GGGCCCCACCUUUGCCCCAGCCAGAGAUGGAACAGGGGUGCCAUUCCAUAAUGUUCUAGAAUCCCCAGCUGUUCUGGAACAUGCUCCAAUCUCCAGGCAGAGUUGGAACUAGGAUUAUAGGAUUCAGAGGCCUUCUCGGCCUCAGUGGGGCGGGCACCCGUCUGCCACCCACCAGCAGGCCUCAUGUGGAUGCUGGCCUUAGGUGGAGUUUUCCUGGCGACCGCCCAGGCCUGUGUCCUCUGCCACCUCCCAGACCGUGACUUGGCGGGCCGCCUGGCUAAACUCUGCAGCAGAGUAGAGGCUCGGUGGAAGGACUGUAGGGCCUCCUGGAGCUUCCCUGCCUUUGCCUUAGAUGAGACGUCCAUGAACAAUGUCAUAGAGAAGACUCACAGAGUCCUGAGGGUCAUGGAGAUCAAAGGGUCUCUCUCCUCUCUCCCUUUGUAUCGACAUUGGCUGCAAAACACCAAGCUCCCCGCCUACAGCAGGGAAGCUCUCUGCGCGCCUGCCUGCCGGGGCAGCACCGUCGUGUACAACUGCUCCACCUGCCAGGAACUCGACGUCUGCUGCUGGCCCCGAAAGCGCUGCCUCCCAGGUUCUACCCCUCCGCCCGGCCUCCCCUGGCUCAGGAAGUCACGAUCUCUGGGAAGCCAGGGUUCUGCUCCUCGCUCUCCUGGUGGCUGCCUUCCUGCUGGGUGUUCUGAGCCUCAUGGUGGAGUGAGUCGGGGGCGGGGUCCAGUUACUUGGAAGAAAAAAGGACGAGUGAAGGUUUCCACAGCCUCCCAGCCUCCAGUUCUAAAGACCAUGAACCCACAACUUCCACUUCCCUCCAAGGGGAUCAGCCAGCCCCUGAGUUCCACUCCCAGAGGUUCAGCCUUCCAGACCCGGAAGCCCAGAGGUCCCCUUGAUCCCAGUGUCAGAGGGCCUCCUGGGACCCAGGCACCCCACUGGAAAUCUCCUCCCCUCCAGCCCUCAACUAAUCAGACAGGAGCACCAGCUGCUGGUUCCAGGAAAUUAUCUACAGAAGGAAAGAAUCCCCUCCUCGCCACCCCUCCCACGCCCCCUCCCGCCUGUUCUCGGAAAGCAGGGGCCGCCUGCCCCAGAAGCUCCUCCUGGCCCUCUUGUGACUGACUGGGAAUCCGGGAAUGAGUAUUUUGGAAAACUCCCUCCCUUUAGAGCUGAGACCACAUCAGUCAUCCUGCUGGCAGGCUCUCCCUCCAUUUAACAUUGUGAAGCCGUGGCCUCCCACAGAGGCGUCCCUCCUGCCAAGGCCAAGUAAACCUGUUGUCAGAUGGCCUCCACCCCUGCCUGGCCUCUGUCUGCAACUGGGGAGGGCAGAGGGGGACGGGAGACUCAGGGUGGCACAGUGGUUCUAGUCUGGAAGGACGGUGGCAGUGGGGGUGGGGGGUGGGUUCUGCCUCAAGAGACCUUUGGCAACAUCUGGGGACGUUUUCAAUCGGGGGAUGUGCUCCUGGCAUCCAGUGGGUGCAAGCCGGGGGUGCUGGGCUCCACAACGCACAGGGGAGUCUCCAACGAUUCUCCUGUCCCAGGACCUCAGUUGUAUGUGCUGGAGAAACCCUGGCAUUGCCCCCCCAGCUGUCAGAAGGUUUCUGUUGGUGGGUGGAAGAUGAAACGUAGAAAAGAGUUAGCCCGUUCCCAGCCACAAGUCUCAGUCCGAGGGCCUGGGCCUGGAAGGGAUCCCAGUCUGCACCUAGACCCGUGGUUUUCAAACUGGGUACCUGGAGGCUCCAGGGUAAAAGCCAUCAUCCAGCCACCCAUUGUAGUCAUCUGGGCAGCUUCAAAAACUACCUGUCCUGGGGUGCCUGGGGGGAUCAGUCAUUUGGGCAUGACUCCAGCUCAGGUCAUGAU
Mustela erminea (ermine) is the source of this 1866-nucleotide messenger RNA. It is a transcript of the gene TMEM95, whose product is annotated as transmembrane protein 95. Lineage: Eukaryota; Metazoa; Chordata; Mammalia; Carnivora; Mustelidae. The transcript is spliced from 7 exons. Gene Ontology annotation, cellular component: acrosomal membrane; sperm plasma membrane. The record is from RefSeq and is a predicted model, not a curated record. Bases 184 to 1128 code for a protein of 314 amino acids. Gene Ontology annotation, biological process: fusion of sperm to egg plasma membrane involved in single fertilization.